Molecule: messenger RNA, 1029 nt
Organism: Gilbertella persicaria
Lineage: Eukaryota; Fungi; Mucoromycota; Mucoromycetes; Mucorales; Choanephoraceae
Product: alpha/beta hydrolase fold-domain-containing protein
Exons: 5
Coding region: 12-992 (326 amino acids)
Molecular function (GO): hydrolase activity
Source: RefSeq, a predicted model, not a curated record
UUCUACAAACAAUGACAAAACCAUUUCCAUUUCCUCCAAACCUUGCUGCUAUCGUCAAGUCUACACUUAAUUUGAAGACAGAAGAAGAAGCCUGUUUACCACACAAUGCGCGUGCAUUCUUUGACGAAAUGUCUGGUAUGACGUUUGAAAGGCCAGACAAAGACGCCAAGAAGCAAUAUAAGGAUGUUGAGAAGCAAGAUAUGGUAAUUAAUUCCAAUGGUUACAAGGUCAAAAUUUCAAUUCUUCGACCUAUGGGUUCUAAAGAUCAAAUCUUGCCUGUUGUAUUAUUUGUACAUGGAGGUGGUUGGGUCACUGGGUCAUACAAUACACAUAUCAGUCUGACAAGUAUGCUAGUAAAUAUGAUUCCUGCUUGCCUUGUCUUUGUGGAAUAUAGUCUUAGUCCUGAAGUUAAGUUCCCUGUUGCUAUUGAAGAAUGCUAUGCUGCUCUUUGCUGGGUUCAAGAAAAUGCAGAAUCAAUUCAUGUAGAUCCUCACCGCCUUGCAGUAUUGGGUGACUCAGCUGGUGCUAAUAUUUCUGCAUCGUUGACGAUCUUUGCUAAACAAAAAGGAAAUAAUGGCAUUUCAUUCCAAGUAUUGGGCUAUCCAGUUUUGGAUACCGAUUUUGAGACAGAGUCUUAUCAACAAAACCACGACGAUAUGAUUCUACCUCGCUCCAACGUAAAGUAUUUCUUCGAUGCUUAUCUCAACAACUUGGAUGAAUACAAGUCACCUCUGGCUACACCUCUUAACAGCCCUCUUGAGCUGCUCCAGGGUUUGCCUCCUGCAUUGAUUCUUACUGCUGAACUCGACGUAUUGAGAACGGAAGGUGAAAUGUACGCCAAAAAGCUAAAAGAAGCAGGUGUCGAUGCUGUCUGUGUUCGUUAUUUAGGCAACCAUCAUGGAUUUCUUUCUCCUGCUACAUUUGAUAGUUCUGGACUUGCAGCUCUUGGACAGAUCGCUAGUACAUUGAAUAGACAUUGGAAUGAGAAUUGAUGUAGAUGUAAUAAAUAAAGGUUUUAUUUUUAGAAGG